Messenger RNA from Cydia amplana, 2063 nucleotides. RefSeq names its product cilia- and flagella-associated protein 206-like. Gene Ontology annotation, biological process: regulation of cilium beat frequency. Lineage: Eukaryota; Metazoa; Arthropoda; Insecta; Lepidoptera; Tortricidae. Bases 60 to 2063 code for a protein of 667 amino acids. Gene Ontology annotation, cellular component: axoneme; ciliary basal body. The record is from RefSeq and is a predicted model, not a curated record. The transcript has 11 exons.
ACCAAAUCAUUCAAUAAAUUUCGACCGACUUUUGCACAUUUUUUAUCCAAUUUACAAUCAUGGCGUGUAACGAAAAUAUAAUUAAAAACAUGGCAAAUGAAAUAACAAGGAAUUGCCAAACACAUAAUGUCCAGGUUGAACAUGAAUUUGUUAUUUAUAUGAUUGAGUUGUUGCUACUGAAUCCGAAAUAUGGGAAGCUGUUUACGAAGACACUGAAUAGGGAUAAUUUGGAGUAUUUUGUCAAUGAAUUUGUUUCUAUGAUGACUGGCGACCAAACAACAAUAAACACCCUCAAAAUGCAAUUCAUCAUCCAGACCAACUACGACAGACUCCCCAACCUCAUCGACAAGCACCUAGACACCAUAGAGACCACCCUACGGCCGCUCGUCGCGGAGAUCCUGGAGGGAGACCCCGAGCAGGGCGAUGAGGCUGAGUUCAAGAAGCUGUUCCGGAAGAUCUCGAUUUAUAUUAUAUUGGCUAGUGGGCUGGGGAAUCCUGGGAUGAUUAUGACCUUGAAAGAAGGUAUAGCAGCGCUAGAGAGCGUGUUCUCUCUAGAAGACUUGCAACUGUUCGUGGCACUGCCUCGCUCGGAGAAGAAAGAACAGCUAACAGAGCUGCUAGCCAUCGUGUCUGGCGUCCGGCUCUUUAACAGAGACUGCAAGAAGGGCGGCGACCAGAUACCGGACCUGCCUUUCAACCUAGUGGACGCCGGCAGAGCCUGCCUCGCGGCCCUAUCCAAUUCGCUAAUCGGGAUUAUGCAGCGAGUGAAUACUCUCACAGCCGCCAUUGAAGAUACCGUGGCGGUUGAGAGUGAGACAGGGAACGUGAUGAUUAAGUUACCAGAUAACACGCAACUCUCUUUAGAGAACUACCGACACAUAUUCAACCUCCUCGCCUUCAACCGUCAACACGAAGUGAUAAUCCGAAGGUUGCUCAGCGACGUGGAACUGAUGGUGUCCAACGCCAACCUGUACGUGGAGCGAGUGAGGGAAGCCCUGGAGAACCUGCAUGCUGCCGUCAAAUAUAAGGCGGCUGUCCCGGUUGCUGUGGUUUUCCCGCUAUUCGGCCGUCUCUGGCACACGUGGCGCGGCAUGCAGAACAUUAUGUACCUCGUCUCCACCGUGAACCGGCUCAUGUCCGCCCUGGCCAACCUUCAGGCCCAGAUGCAGAUGCCUUCGGAUACUCUGGACGUCAUGUUAGCAGGCAAGGAAAUAACGACAGACCAGGAGCGUCUGUCGCGAACCAUCAGCAUUGAGGAGCGACUCAGUAUGGGGUCUUUGAGGUACUACGUGCAAGACUCGCCAUUAACCAGCGAGAAGCAUACUCAGUACCUCGGAUUCUGCGCUCUCUGUCUAUGCGCCGGGGCACUAGUUCCUGGCAACUCGCGUUUCGGUCUCAUCAAACAUGGCGGCCGGCGGUAUGCGUUCUGCUCCGUUAAGAUGGCGACGCAGUUUAGCAAAGAACCGCAACGUUACGUGAACGAGGUCCUGGACUACGCCCGGAAUAACCCUCACGUGAUAAAUCUGCUCAACAUUUGGGAGGCUGUUUACAAUGUGCGAGAUGUGGACAGUCUGGUCGUCAAACGUGUUAAGAAGAUCAAGGUGCAUGAGAAAGAAAUCCAGACGGAGGCGCACCCGAUUCCCGAAUACAUGGAGAAGAACUACCACUGGGACCUGUGGGAGUGGAAGCGGCGCGCAUGCCAAUGGGCGUCAAUAGUGAACUGUCGCACAAAAUCCACCCAAACCAACUACAGCCACCUCCGCUCCGAGAUCCACUGUCAGACCUUUGAGCCCCGGGACAAGUGUUACCAGACCAGGAAAGACACGGGCAUGACUACGGACUUCAGUAACAACUUUAUUUGGGGGCUGAGGGGACAAAUAGGGUACGGACAGCACUGGAUAGACUUUGUUCAGAAGAGUCAUCCGGAGAAAUUAAAAGGUGAGAGUUUCUUGUAUCUACUGCCAGAAAAGCAGAAUGUUUCGUGUGUUCUCUGGCUCUCUGGCUGGAAAUCUGACUGUAAAACCUUCGAAUUAAAGACUAGGAAGACUAAAGGACUUCAAUGA